This is a messenger RNA of Impatiens glandulifera, 1205 nucleotides long. RefSeq names its product protein ABIL3-like. The coding region runs from base 303 to 1184 and encodes 293 amino acids. NCBI's taxonomy places the organism in Eukaryota, Viridiplantae, Streptophyta, Magnoliopsida, Ericales, Balsaminaceae. The transcript has 9 exons. The record is from RefSeq and is a predicted model, not a curated record.
CUCCUCCUUUCCUUACCAGCAUUCAUCAGUUUCUUCAUCGCCGAACUGCAAAACAUAUCUAACUCUAUAUCCAUGGUUUUGGCGUUUCCUGGCUCGUGAUCGUCCUUUGUGUAUCCUCACAGGCUGUAAUUGUCAUCUUCCUUUGAUAUACUGAAAUACAAUCCAACGGCAUGUUUUGUUCUCUUCUAAAUGGGGUCACGUAAAUUAUGCCUUCUUUGGUAUUUGGGGCUCCAUAGGAUCUCUUCCUUUCUGUUUUAGCUGAAGAUCAAAUCAGAGAAUCCUACCUUUGGAAUUUUCGCUCCAUGAAGUCAAAUUCAUCUGUUUCUGAGUCUCUUCCUGAUGAAGAAGAAGAAGAAGAGAUAUGGGCCCAGGAAGACUUCCCCUUUUCGAAUAACCUUAAGGACUUGCAGAACCUCAGGAUGCAGUUAUACGCAGCAGCGGAAUACUUUGAACUGUCUUAUGCAAAUGAUGACCAAAAACAGAUAAUGAUUGAAACAUUGAAAGAUUAUGCAAUUAAAGCUAUUGUGAAUACAGUGGAUCAUUUGGGUUCAGUAGCAUAUAAGGUCAAUGGUUUUGUAGAUGAGAAGGUUGAUGAAGCUUCUGCAACAGAGCUUCAAGUGAAUUCUAUUGAGCAGAGAUUAAAGACAUGCCAAACACAUUCUGAGCUCGAAGGCCUUCGUCAGCAGUCAUUAGUAAUGAACUCACCCAGAUAUCAUAAAAGAUAUGUGUUGCCAGCACAAUGCACAGAUGAAUUUCUUAUUCCUUGGAAAGCUAUCCCAACCACGGUUAAAAGUCUUCCAUCUUCUUUAGUCAGAAAAGAACGUCCGCCAUCACCUUCACGACGUUCAUAUUCCAAGGAAGGUGAUUUACACAAAGAACCAGAAAAAAAACGAACUGUUUCACCUUGCCGGUUUCCUCUUCCUCGAUCUGGUUCGUUGCCUAAUAGGCCAAGCACAACUAAUCCAAUUCAACCUGCCAACCCAACCCUCUUUCGAGGAACACAACAGAAUUCUACCGAGCUUUGGAAAUCAGCUUCAGUGCAUGUUGAUCAUGGGAAGGAAAGCUUCAAAGAACCAGAACAGCCUCCAAGAAAAAGCAAUAGUCUUAUUCGAGCCUUGCUCAAAAAGCGCAAGCCGAUAAGGAAUGAUGAAAUGCUGUAUACAUAUUUGGACAAAUACUCAUAGUAAAGAGAGUUUUGAUGUCAC